GGCGGCCCGCGGCUAGGUCAGUAGAUGAUGGGGUUUGUGGCCUCAGGUGUUGAUCCUUCGUGGUUUGAGGGAGGGACGGGUUUCUGCUGGCGGACAUAGCGGGAGUACGCUGGUUGGAGCAGCGUGGUGUGGGCAAUAUAAAGCGUGGUGGAGUAUGGGUGUUGUGCUUCAUCAAUACCGUUGCUUCUUCUUCUGUACGAUAUACAGCUCCUCUCGUCGUUGCUCUAGUUCUGGCCAUGGCUCAUAUCAAUCGUCUCAAGGACGCCCGUGUCUUCGUGUUUGGCGGGACGUCGGGCAUUGGCUAUGCGGUGGCCAACAUGGCGCUGUCGAACGGUGCGCGCGUCACUAUCUCCGGAUCCGCACAGCCCAAGGUCGACACCAAGGUCAAACAGCUCCAGGCGUUGUAUCCCGAUCUGCCAGCCGAGAACAUCACGGGCUACGCCUGCGAUCUGCUCGACGUCGCGAACCUUGAAUCCAACCUGACCGCGCUCUUCGAGAAGGCGACGGACGGCGGCAGCAAGAAGAUCGACCACAUCGCUUUCACGGCGGGCGAUGCGUUAUCUCUUCCCACCGUAGCAAAGGUCACGCCCGAGACCCUCCUCGCAGGUUUCACCGUUCGCAUUGUCGCGGCCAGCCUCGUCGCCAAGCUGCUCACAACCGGAAAAUACAUGCCGCAGUCCGUCAACUCGUCGUUCACGGUGACGGGCGGGACCAACACGCACAAGCCCUUCCCCGACUGGACAUUCGUGGCGACUGUAGGCGCCGCUGCCGAGGGACUCACGCGCGGGCUAGCCGUUGAUCUGGCACCGAUUCGCUCGAACAUUGUGAUUCCGGGGGCUAUUCAGACCGAGCUGCUGCAGCCGUUGUUGGAUGGGAUGGAUGAGGAGGCAGAGGCGAAGUGGAAGCGAGUGGCCAGUUUGUCGGGCACGCUGGGGCAGCCGGAGGAGAUUGCCGAGGCGUACGGAUAUCUUAUGAAGGAUAAGUUUGCGAACGGAAGUCAGGUAACCAGUGAUGGAGGGAGGUUGUUGAAUCCUGCUGGAAAUUGAUGAUGGAUGUAGUUCAUCAACAUCGAGCUUGCCGCCGUCCGCGCCGGUACAAUACCAUUGAGUGUAUCUGAAUGCCUGUUCCAUUUUCGUCUUUGCCGCAGUCUACCCGUUCCCAGAAUCGUUUCGGUCCCU
Messenger RNA from Boeremia exigua, 1178 nucleotides. RefSeq lists its product as uncharacterized. Gene Ontology annotation, molecular function: oxidoreductase activity. NCBI's taxonomy places the organism in Eukaryota, Fungi, Ascomycota, Dothideomycetes, Pleosporales, Didymellaceae. The transcript has a single exon. The record is from RefSeq and is a predicted model, not a curated record. The coding region runs from base 237 to 1046 and encodes 269 amino acids.